UCAGAACAAUCGGUUACAACCUGCGGGGUCCUUUGCCUUCAUAGGAUCACCAGGUUCUCGAGUCGUAAGCUGGUCCAGGCUGCCAUAUACGAAUGUAGCCUAGAUAUUUAAUACGCCUCUGAACACCGCCCUCACGACACAUUUAUUCUUCGUCAAUCAAGAUUCAAGAAUACGGGUACGAUAGGUAGCAUGGCAUCUUCCGCAGCAGUCGAGCUUUUCACCUUAUCCGACGAUCGAAACAUCUCGUACGCUAUUUACGGAGACCAUGACUCCUCUAGAACAAUAUUCUACCAUCAUGGAUAUCCGUCAAGCCACGAGGAGGCCAUCUUCUGCGACGACCUUGCCCAGCAGCGGGGGAUUCGCUUAAUAAGCGUGGAUCGACCUGGGAUGGCUUCCUCGACGUACCAACCUAAUCGCCGGCUUCUCGACUGGCCCGUUGACCUUCUUGCACUUGCAGAUCACUUGAAGGUUGACCGGUUCGCCGUCUUUGGCGUUUCCGGGGGAGGACCAUAUGCGAUAGCGUGCUGGCACCAAAUUCCGAGGUCACGAUGCGUCGGCCUAGGCAUCAUGAGCGGCUUGUAUCCAACAAAUCUGGGAGCCUCCGGAAUGCUUCUACUGAGCCGGGCGAUAUUCUGGACUGCCCAAUGGUCGCCAUGGCUCGUAGGGCAACUUUUGGAAUUGGGGAUAGGGCCGACAGCGAGGAGUACUGAGGACCUAGAGAAAAGGUUGGGCGAUUCUAUGAAAUCGCGGUCUAGGGCCGAUCGUGAAGCUUGGGAUAAUAGUCCUCCCAGUUUUCGCCAAGGCCUAGUAAGAGGGUUGAGAGGAGCAUUCGAGCAGGGUCCAGACGGCGUUGGGUGGGAAGGUCGUAUAUACGGCUCCGAUUGGGGUUUCGGCCUCGACGAGGUUAAGGUAGAGCCCGGGAGAGUCGUUCUAUGGCAUGGCGACGAAGACGUAAACUGUCCCAUUGCUAUGACCGAGAAGGCUGCGAAGUUGCUUCAUAAUGCUGAACUACGAAUUUCCAUGGGUCAAGCUCACAUGAUGUUCGCGACUAAGGCAGAUGAAGCUCUCGAGACGCUGGGUAAGAUUAUUGAUAGAGAGUAAUAUUACCCGCUCAUUUAUAUAUAGUCCGAGUAGGUACAAAUAGUAAGUAGUCU
Annulohypoxylon maeteangense is the source of this 1154-nucleotide messenger RNA. RefSeq names its product alpha/beta-hydrolase. Bases 190 to 1101 code for a protein of 303 amino acids. The record is from RefSeq and is a predicted model, not a curated record. Lineage: Eukaryota; Fungi; Ascomycota; Sordariomycetes; Xylariales; Hypoxylaceae. The transcript has 3 exons.